GUAAUUGCAAUCAGAAUGUUUGCCACGCCACUCAGACAGCCAAGUGCAAUGGUCCAGGUCCAGAAGAAGACACCUGGCAUGGAUGGUCAUGAAAAACCCUUUCAGUACGAGAUCACCGAUCAUGGUUAUGGCAAGGAUGCGGUCAAGGUUCUGCAUGUCAGUCGGAAAGGACCGGUGCACACCAUCCAGGAAUUCGAAGUGGGCACUCAUCUGAAGUUGUACAGCAAGAAAGAUUACUACCAAGGCAAUAACUCGGACAUUGUGGCCACCGAUUCUCAGAAGAACACCGUCUAUCUGUUGGCCAAAAAACAUGGCAUUGAGAGUCCCGAAAAGUUUGCCCUACUCCUGGCCAAGCAUUUCAUCAACAAGUACUCCCAUGUGGAGGAGGCUCAUGUCCAUGUCGAGGCCUAUCCCUGGCAACGAGUCUGUCAGGAGGAGACCAAGAACACCAUCAAUGGGAAAUGUGAGAAUGGAAACGAAGGCAGCUGUGACUUCAGUUCGGUCGACAACCGAUCACUCCACAAUCACGCUUUUAUCUUCACUCCCACGGCUCUGCACUACUGCGAUGUGGUUAUAAGGAGAACAGAUCCCAAACAAACUGUCAUCACUGGAAUCAAGGGUCUCCGCGUACUGAAGACCACCCAAUCCUCGUUUGUGAACUUCGUAAACGAUGAGUUCAGAUCUCUGCCAGAUCAAUAUGAUCGCAUCUUUAGCACAGUGGUGGAUUGUUCCUGGGAAUACUCCAACACCGAUAACUUGGACUUUUUGAAAGCCUGGCAGACGGUUAAGAACAUUAUUAUCCGGAACUUUGCCGGCGAUCCGCAGGUGGGCGUGUCUUCCCCUUCUGUCCAGCAUACCUUGUACCUCAGUGAAAGAGAGGUCCUGGAUGUCCUACCCCAGGUGUCGGUCAUCUCGAUGACCAUGCCGAAUAAGCAUUACUUUAACUUCGAUACGAAGCCCUUCCAGAAAAUUGCUCCUGGUGAUAAUAACGAGGUGUUCAUCCCAGUGGACAAGCCACAUGGCACUAUCUACGCCCAGUUGGCCCGGAAGAACAUCAACAGUCAUCUCUAGAUGGAUCUCUGAUUUAGUUAGUCUCUGUCUAAAGCUCUUUAGGCAAGUUUUUAUAACGUAAACAAAUUUGUAGAUUAGAUAGUUGGAAACAAAUUCUUAUAAAUUAAUGUAAAUGUUUGUAAAUAAUUAAAUAAAUAAAAUUUAAUAGGUAAA
Messenger RNA from Drosophila eugracilis, 1224 nucleotides. It is a transcript of the gene Uro, whose product is annotated as uricase. Gene Ontology annotation, molecular function: urate oxidase activity. Lineage: Eukaryota; Metazoa; Arthropoda; Insecta; Diptera; Drosophilidae. Gene Ontology annotation, cellular component: peroxisome. The coding region runs from base 16 to 1071 and encodes 351 amino acids. Gene Ontology annotation, biological process: purine nucleobase catabolic process; urate catabolic process. The record is from RefSeq and is a predicted model, not a curated record. The transcript has 2 exons.